Messenger RNA from Loxodonta africana (African savanna elephant), 1404 nucleotides. Its product is annotated as alcohol dehydrogenase 6-like. Gene Ontology annotation, molecular function: all-trans-retinol dehydrogenase (NAD+) activity; zinc ion binding. The record is from RefSeq and is a predicted model, not a curated record. Gene Ontology annotation, cellular component: cytosol. NCBI's taxonomy places the organism in Eukaryota, Metazoa, Chordata, Mammalia, Proboscidea, Elephantidae. Gene Ontology annotation, biological process: retinol metabolic process; retinoic acid metabolic process.
AUGAGUACUACGGGCAAAGUUAUCAAGUGUAGAGCAGCCAUAUUCUGGAAGCCUGGUACACCAUUUUCCACUGAGGAAGUAGAAGUGUCCCCACCGAAGGCAAAGGAAAUUCGUAUAAAGAUUAUAGCCACAGGGUUCUGUGGUACAGAGAAGAAAAGGGUGAAGAGUCUUUCCAAGUUUCCCAGUAUUCUGGGCCAUGAAGGGGCUGGAAUAGUUGAGAGUGUGGGAGAAGGAGUGAGCGUGGUGAAAACAGGUGACAAAGUUAUCACAUUCUUUCUACCACAGUGUGGGGAACGUACCUCUUUCCUGAAUUCUGAGGACAAUUUUUGUAUAAAAUUUAAUGAGGGCCACACCAGGCUGAUGUCUGAUGGCACCACUAGGUUCACCUGCAGGGGAAAAUCACUGUAUCACUUCGGUAAUACGAGCACUUUCUCUGAAUACACAGUGAUGAAAGAAAUUUCAGUUACCAAGAUUGAUGCAGGUGCACCUCUUGAGAAAGUAUGCCUAAUUAGCUGUGGUUCCACCAGCUAUGGUGCUGCAAUUAAAACUGCCAAGGUCACUGCAGGCUCCACCUGUGGUGUCGGCCUGUCCGUUAUCAUAGGCUGUAAGGCAGCAAGAGCAGCCAGGAUCAUCAGAGUGGACAUCAACAAAGACAAAUUUGAAAAGGCAAAAGAAGUGGGCACCACUGAGUGCAUCAGCCCACACGACUUCAAGAAACCCAUCCAAGAAGUUUUAUUGAUGAUUGGUGCUGGGGCAGACUUUUGCUUUGAGGUCAUUGGAAAUCCAGAAACUGUGGGAGCUGCCCUGGCCUCCUGCCAUGAGAGCCAUGGUGUCUGCGUGAUUGUGGGGUUUUCCACUGCUGGUGUCCAAUUCAAUAUAAGUGGCUCAUUGUUCUUCUCAGGACGUUCCUUGAAGGGAACUGUUUUUGGAAGCUGGAAGAGCAGAGAACAUGUUCCUAAGCUGGUUUCUGAUUACAUGGCAAAGAAGUUUAAUCUAAAUCCACUAAUUACUCAAACUCUGAAUUUUGAUAAUAUCAGUGAAGUGACUGAAUUAAUGAAAACCGGAAAAUGUAUCUGCUGUGUCCUGAUGCUUUAAGUACCAUAUAAUGUGUGCAAGAUCUGCAGCGUAUUUCACCAACCGAAUUACAUUCUGACUAAUUUUCAUGAUUUAGAAGAAUUACCCACACAAAGCUGUCUCUAUGUGCUUGCCUCUGAUUCACUCAGCAGUGCACUCAGACCUGGCUUCUUCCCUCACUACCUCAUCAAAAUGGUUCUUAUGUAUCCACUGUCACCUAGGAUUAUUCUCCUUUUUAGAGCUAGAUCAAGAUUUAAUCAAACAAUUCCAGACACUUCAGAUAUCUGAAGACACCCCAAGAUGGUCCCAUUUUCGUAGUUGCCUCUGGGC